Messenger RNA from Ceraceosorus guamensis, 821 nucleotides. RefSeq names its product FMN-linked oxidoreductase. Gene Ontology annotation, molecular function: oxidoreductase activity. The transcript has 3 exons. The record is from RefSeq and is a predicted model, not a curated record. Lineage: Eukaryota; Fungi; Basidiomycota; Exobasidiomycetes; Ceraceosorales; Ceraceosoraceae. The annotation marks the transcript as partial.
CCCCUCGUCUUGCUUGCUCGCACGCGCCUUGGAUCGUCACACGUCACACGUCCAAAUCCCCAAUCAAGAUGGACGCAAGCAAUCUACCUGCACGUCGUACACCUCACUGGGCGCUCUACCAGAAAGAGUGUUUUCUCCUUCCUUCCCAAAAGGGUCACUUGCCACCCUUCAACACGCAUCCUCUCCAUCUUGAAAGUCUAGCCAAAGAGAGACUUUCAGCAGGAGGCUGGUCCUACGCCCAUUCGAAUGCCGGUGUGGAUAAGACGCACGAUGCUAAUAGAGAGGCAUUCGAUAGGUGGAAAAUCAUACCUAGAAUGCUCGUCGAUACCACUCAUCGCGACACCACGGUAAAGCUGUUUGGAAAGACACUCAGCGCUCCCAUCGGCUUGAGUCCGAUCGGACUGAACAAGAUCUAUCACCCUCUAGGCGAAUUACCUGUAGCCAAAGUAGCAGGCGAAUUGGGUCUAGCCUAUUCUCUCUCCACAGCCGGCUCUCAACCCAUCGAAGACUGUGCGCUGCACAACGCGGACGAAGGCUUGAAAUACUAUCAGCUCUACCUACCUCACGAUCCAGAGCUCACUCAUUCCCUGCUGCAACGCGCUCACGAAUCGAAUUACGAUGCUUGCAUCAUGACGCUCGACACGGAUCAGUUGGCUUGGAGACAUGACGAUGUUGCGCUCAGCAAUUACGCGCCAUAUAGAAGUGGCACGGGAGCAGAGAUCGGACUCAGCGAUCCCGUCUUCCUCAAGAGGCUGCAAGAGGCUGGCAUUGAUGCCAAAAAGCAUCCCGAAAAGGCAGGCGAGAAGUGGAUCGAUACGGUG